This is a messenger RNA of Mizuhopecten yessoensis (Yesso scallop), 2520 nucleotides long. RefSeq names its product mucolipin-3-like. Gene Ontology annotation, molecular function: NAADP-sensitive calcium-release channel activity. The transcript is spliced from 13 exons. The coding region runs from base 505 to 2127 and encodes 540 amino acids. NCBI's taxonomy places the organism in Eukaryota, Metazoa, Mollusca, Bivalvia, Pectinida, Pectinidae. The record is from RefSeq and is a predicted model, not a curated record. Gene Ontology annotation, cellular component: plasma membrane; lysosomal membrane.
GUUGACAGAGAGGCCGAAAGACCAACAGAGAGGAUUAAAGACUAGAUGGCAGCCAGACAGACAGACAGAUAGACAGGCAGGACGACAGACAGACCAACAGCAGACAGUCAGGACGCCAAUAUGACGGAAGACAGAUCGACAGACACAACGACAGACUGAACGGUAGACUGACAGCCAUGCCGAGAGACAGGACGUCAUUCAUAAUGUCCUCCUGAUCAGCACAUUGGACACAAAAUUAUGCAUAUUUACCGUAUUUCCGGUGAUUGUUUUUCAAUAUAACCUGUAUGGGGAAGUUGGAUGUCUGUAAUUAAAGUCCCGACAGGAAGAUUUGUUAAAUAUGUGUGAAACCUCCCUACACAUCAGUCACUAUACGAAACACGAUUAAAGAUUGUUGUUACUGAUUCUGGUGUAAAUGCCAUUCGGCCUGUAUAUUCCUGAACAUUUUCUAAUCUUGGUGAUAUAUUAAUUCAGUCAUAACACAGCUGAUAAUUCGAUUAAAACAACAUGGCCUCCUUUGAGAUGAAAUCGAGAUCGGAGGAUACACAAGAAAUCGAGAACAAUAACCAAAACCAAAGAGAACCGGAAGUCGAGUUGGAACAAAGCCUGAAGCAUGCGCUGCAGCAACACUUUCGAAAUCCUUUCGCUGCUAGCUGUAGCGGCUGUAAAGUAGGCAGACCUAGUGAAACUCCAGUGAAGCUGGCAGUGCUCGCCAUCAAACUGUUAUUCGUCAUCGUUACAUUGGCGCAUUUUGGAAAUCAACGUGCCAGUUUUGCCAAAUAUAUUGACAGAAACAAUCUGGCACUGAAGCGCUUGUUACUACUGGACUGGACAAAUCUAUUCGAGACUAUGCCCUAUCCUCCGGCCACCGGACAAUACGCCCUGUAUAGUAUAGACGAAUUAAUGGCACAUCUCAACCACACCGUUCACAAGGUGACUACUUUACCUAUGACGUCAGUAGGGUCAUUAUUUGUGAGUAGUGACGAGGAUCACCCUGUCAAUAUUUGUGUGGAGUACUACGAUACGGGCAUAUACAACAGGACAACGAAAGACAUACAGUUUGAUCAGACUAGGAGGAAAGUGUGUCAUGAUAUUGGUAUUAACGACACUGACAACUACAACCUUAAUCCAACCAUCCCAGAACUGAUGCGAGGCGAAGCCGGAGCACUUGUGAGAUUGAUCCACCUACAAGUUGAGUUUGCCGUGGAUUCCAUUCAUGUAGACAUGGAGAAACCCGAUAUCAGCCCAAGAUGCUUCCACAUCCAAGGAAAGAUAUUGUUCGAUAACUCGGAUAUCAAUGGGCAGAUGCCUGUCCGACUCGAGUCAGACGUGUUGGAAAUGGUGUGCACACUCAACGGAGCUGUGACUAGUCGGAGUGACGUCAGUGCGUUUGUCCUGUGCAGCUUCAGUAUCCUGUUCACGUCACUAAGUCUAGUGUUCUGUUUGUGUUCUGUGGUUAAAUCGGUAUCUCUGUGCUGCAAGACGAGAAAAUACAUCAAGACCAAAUUUGACACUCCUUUAUCCCUGUCGGAGCAAUUGGAGAUUAUCAACGCGAGAGAGCUGGUAACCAUGGUGGGGGACGCGAUCAUGUUGACUGGACUUAUCCUCUACAUCGUACUCAACUCGAGGGUGAUGAGUUCAUCCUCCUUCCUGUACGAUCUAUGUGGUGUCCUGCUCGGCUCCAGCUUCAUCCUGAUCUGUUUCGGGGCCCUCCACUUCCUCUCCUUCAACAAGGGCUUCCAUAUUCUUUUCGAUGUGAUGGAGAAUUCAUUACUCCCUGUGUUCCGGUUCCUUGUAUGUGCGGCGAUACUGUUCAUAGCCUUCGCUCUGUGUGGCUGGAUGGUGAUGGGACCAUAUCACAUCAAGUUCACGUCGAUCUUCAGCACGUUCCGGUGCCUGUUCGGACUGAUUGCCGGAGAUGAGAUAUACGUGACGCUAGCUGCCAUUGAAGACGAGUUCUCGUUCCCAUGGUGGUUCUGUGCUGUCUUUGUCACACUUUACAUCACAAUAUUUACUAUCGUGGCGCUCAACAUUCUCAUCGCCAUCUUCACGGCCAGCUAUGACAGCAUAAAGAACAAGACUAAGAGGGACCGAGUGAAGAGUAACUUAAUCCGAUUUAUUGAUGAGUGACAUUGCUGUUAAGCCUUCUGAUAUUAUUGACUACCAGCAUACUUACACGUACAUGUAUGUUUAAUGCAAGUACCCUAGGGACAAUGACACACAGCUAUACUUACAUGUCACUAGGGUCAAGGAUGCGCAACCAAAUGUCACACAGGUCAAGGACACUGUUGAAAACAAUGUUUUUGAUGCAGAAGUUGACUUAUUUUACGCUUAAGUGGAUUCCUUAAUCUAACCUGGUAUAUCACAUUAAGGAAAUAAUGAUGCCAUAUUAGGGUAAAAACGUGCUUUAUUAAAACUGAUUACAUUACCGAUGCAGCUUAGGAUCGCUCAACUAAACGCAUGUUACGGACGGUGAAUUCGAUCUACAUUUUAUGCUUCAUUGACCUCCUUAAUGUCCCCUUU